GGUGAAGUUCCCGGGAGCAGACAUCAGCAAGGAGAUGGACGUCGCAGGAUUAGCUCAGGGCCGCCCAGUCCUUCGUUUGACGCGUCUCUGGUGGUCACUGUUACUGUGUUUAGGCUCACGGGAAGUGUAGAUGAGGAGAAGGAAGGGUUGGGGAGGAGAAUGGAGGGAAAAAGGAAGUGUACAUUGCAGAGAAGGGGAGAUAAGACACGUGAGAAGAGAGAAAUGUGAGAGUAAAUGAUCUCGAAGGCUCACAAAAGUUUAAAUUAUAGAUUUGGUUUUUACAAAAGAAGUGAAAGAGAGAGAGAGAAAAGGAGAUACGAAAAUGGAAGAAAGAAGAAGUGGAAAAAUGCGUUCCACAAAAGGGCGCAAGAAAAUAGACAUCACCUGAAGGUAGAAGACAAAACAAAAAAAAAAAAAAUGUGACAGUAACAAUCUUGAAAGAUAAAACGUACUUCAGUGAUUGGUAGUAAAUAUGACACGAUACCUUCUGUCAUCUUUUCCACACGAUUGGCUGCCCUGACCUCGAUAACAGCGUCCGUUUGAUGGCGUUAUCUCCCAUGUACUCUCUCGAUCACCAUUAUUGUACACCCAAGUGACGGUCAGCGGAAAGAUGCAGCUAACGAUCCUCUUGCUGACUGCAAUGUUCCUGCAGCGGCCAGCAACAGCGCACCUGCACCCACACACCUUCCUCACUACGCCUGAGAUCAUACGAGCGCGCGGAUACCCAGCACAGACCCACCACGUGACGACCAGCGACGGGUAUGUCCUUCAGAUCCACCGGAUUCCUGGCGGGCGGAGCGGCGGUCAGGGCGUGGGCCUCAACGGGCUAAAUUUCGCCUCUUCAGGUAAGAACAGCAGCAGCAACAACAGAGGAAAUCAGAAAGUUGCGUUCCUUCAGCACUGUGUAUUGUGUUCCAGCGCUGAUUUUAUUAUGAACGACCCUGAUCAGUCAAUAGCGUUCAUUCUGGCAGACCUGGGUUACGACGUGUGGCUAGGAAACGCCCGGGGCAAUGUAUACAGUCGACGUCACGUUCGCCUUUCACCCAUUCAACCUGAGUUCUGGGACUACAGUAUUGACGAGAUCGCACGGUAUGAUGUUCCUGCCAUGUUGACCUAUGUGAGGAAAGUGACAGGAUCACCUACUAUUAGCUAUGUAGGGCACUCCAUGGGCACCACCGUUUUCUUCGCUAUGAUGAACUAUCAUCCACAAAUCAACAACUGGGUACGCGUGAUGGCGGCGAUGGCACCAGUGGCUUAUCUCCACAACGCGAGAAUUUUCCAAUACUAUGCGACUAUCAUUGAUGCGCUCGAGAUAAGCGUCACGCAGCUCGGAAUCGUGGAGUUCUUGAUGAACAAUCCGGGCACCUCCAAACUGAUCUCUGUUUUCUGUUCUCCGUUCUCUCCUGUUAAAGCCAUCUGCUCCGCCAUUCGCUUGUUUCUCUUCGGCCUUAAUUCUGACUAUGUGGAUAAGAAUUACCAAUCGGUUAUCUUAGCCCACAAUCCUGCAGGCAUUUCCAGCAACGUCCUAAGGCAAUACAGGCAGUUCAAUAUAUCCCGUCGGUUCCAGGCCUUCGACCACGGCGCGGCGCGGAACCAGCGCCAGUUCGGGUCGGCCUCCCCGCCGCGCUACUCCCUGGCGCGCGUCACCGCCCCCGUCGGCCUCUUCUGGUCCGACGGGGACUGGGUUGUCGAUUCCCUGGACGUGAAGCAAACGGCCUCGGAACUGUCGCGAGUCGUCCUCAACUACCGGGUUCCUUUAGGCGACUUCAACCACAACGACUUCCUGUGGGCCGAGAACGCUAAGGACCUCGUCUACGGCCAGCUGGUCAGGUUGCUGGAGGCGUACAACUGAGGCGGAAUUCCUGCGGGUAGCUUUUGAGAGUCGCUUGGAAUGCGAGAGGAGUGGAAUUAAGUUCUGAGUUGGCAGAGGUCGAGGCUAUAUUUAGAUUCAU
Messenger RNA from Penaeus indicus, 1952 nucleotides. Its product is annotated as lipase 3-like. Gene Ontology annotation, biological process: lipid metabolic process. Gene Ontology annotation, molecular function: hydrolase activity, acting on ester bonds. The coding region runs from base 611 to 1852 and encodes 413 amino acids. The record is from RefSeq and is a predicted model, not a curated record. The transcript is spliced from 11 exons. NCBI's taxonomy places the organism in Eukaryota, Metazoa, Arthropoda, Malacostraca, Decapoda, Penaeidae.